Molecule: messenger RNA, 1800 nt
Organism: Radiomyces spectabilis
Lineage: Eukaryota; Fungi; Mucoromycota; Mucoromycetes; Mucorales; Radiomycetaceae
Exons: 10
Coding region: 48-1688 (546 amino acids)
Biological process (GO): carbohydrate metabolic process; UDP-N-acetylglucosamine biosynthetic process
Molecular function (GO): magnesium ion binding; phosphoacetylglucosamine mutase activity
Source: RefSeq, a predicted model, not a curated record
CCUAUAUCUCUUUUUCUUAUUUCUCACCCUUUCUUUAUUCACGCGUAAUGAGUCUCGAUUUCGACGCCAUCAAGUCCAAUAUUAUCCCUCACAAGAUUGAAGGCUUCAAGUACACUUAUGGUACAGCCGGAUUCCGCUCAAAGGCCGAAGUGCUCGACUCGGUAAUGUACAAGGUCGCCAUCUUGGCUACUUUGCGCUCCAAAAAGCUCAAUGGCGCUACCAUUGGUGUCAUGAUCACCGCUUCUCACAAUCCCGAAGAGGACAACGGUGUCAAGUUGGUGGAUCCUCGAGGAGAAAUGCUCGAACAGUCCUGGGAAGGCUAUGCCACCAGUUUGGCCGUGGCCAACGACGGCGAUGCUUUGGUUCAAGUUAUCGAACAAAUUAUUGCAGCCAACAAAAUUGACAUCAACAUCCCUGCUUCCGUCAUUUAUGCUUAUGAUACUAGACCCAGUUGCGCUGAACUUGUAAAGUGUCUCGAAUUGGGCUUGAAGGUUUCGGGAGCCAAAGCGGUGAAUCACGGUCUGCAGACUACCCCUAUCCUUCAUUAUCUUGUUCGAUGCAUCAACACAGCCAACACCAGCGAUGCUUACGGUGAACCUACAGCCGAAGGUUACUAUAAGAAACUGUCAGAGGCAUUCAAGACUGCUGUGAAAGGAAAAGCUCGUCUUUCACCUCUGCAUGUGGAUUGUGCAAACGGCGUCGGUGCACCCAAAUUGCGCGAACUGUUGGAAUACAUGCCAGAGGAUGUAUUGUCGGUCAAAAUUGUUAAUGAGGAUAUCAACACCAAGGGCCAGUUAAAUAAGAACUGUGGUGCCGAUUUUGUUAAAACUCAGCAACGGGCUCCCCCUACUGCAGACAUCCACCCAGGUGAUCGAUGCUGCUCCUUUGAUGGUGAUGCGGAUCGUAUCGUCUACUACUACGCUGACAAAGAUUCUGUUUUCAGACUUUUGGACGGCGAUAAAAUUGCUGGUUUGGCUGCCAUGUUCAUCAUGGAACUCGUCAAGGAUGCUGGCAUCGAUUCCAUCAAGGUCGGCGUGGUCCAAACUGCUUACGCCAACGGCAGCUCCACUCAUUACCUCACCAAGGUUUUGAAUGUGCCCGUGUCCUGUGUUCCUACGGGUGUCAAACAUCUUCAUCACGAAGCCGAAAAGUACGAUAUUGGUGUUUACUUUGAAGCCAAUGGUCACGGUACCGUCUUGUUCAGCCCUACCGCUUUGAAUACCAUCAAGACAUCUGAGGCCAAAACGCCUGCUCAAAACCAGGCUCUCAUGCAACUUCGUGCAUUGACCGAUUUAAUCAACCAAACUGUGGGUGAUGCUAUCUCCGACAUGUUAUUGGUGGAAACUAUUCUGACCAACCGUCAAUGGAGUCUUGAAGAAUGGGAUCAAGCUUACACGGAUCUGCCUAACCGCCUUGUCAAGGUUGUCGUGGCCGAUCGUCACAUUUUCAAAACCACCAAUGCCGAACGUCAAUUGGUUGAACCUGCAGGUCUUCAAGCCGAAAUCGAUGCCAACGUAGCCAAAUACAGCAAUGGUCGUUCAUUUGUUCGUGCUUCCGGUACCGAAGAUGCCGUUCGUGUGUACGCAGAGGCGGCCACUCGCUCGGAAACCGAUGAAUUGGCUUACAAGAUUGCCCAAAUUGUUUACGAUCGUGCUGGAGGUGUUGGCGCUCGCCCCUUGAUGGCUUAAAAAAGUAGCUAGUACCAUUUUGUUCUUCUUCUAAUUCAUCAGCGUGUCUCCAUGCUUCUAUAUCGCCAACUACAUUUAUAUAAAGAAUUCCAUCUUUGUCAUGUCUCAUUAA